UGCCUCUGUAUAGGGUUUCGAUGGUUCUUUGGAUCGGAUUUUUUUUUUGGGAGGGGGGGGGGUUUAGUUUUUGGUGUGGGUUUUUUGUUGGGGUUUUUGAUGGGUUUUUGGGUUUUUUAUUUUUUGACGGAGUUUUAGGGGUUUUUUGUUUUGUUUUUAGGGGUUUUUUGUUUUUCAGUUUUUUAUGUCUUUUUUCAUUUUGAUGGGGUUGGACGCCCUGGUUCUUUUUUCGGUUAUGUUGCCCAAACUCUGCAAGUUC
Messenger RNA from Meloidogyne enterolobii, 259 nucleotides. Lineage: Eukaryota; Metazoa; Nematoda; Chromadorea; Rhabditida; Meloidogynidae. The record is from the annotation of a GenBank genome assembly.